Molecule: messenger RNA, 3798 nt
Organism: Microcebus murinus (gray mouse lemur)
Lineage: Eukaryota; Metazoa; Chordata; Mammalia; Primates; Cheirogaleidae
Source: RefSeq, a predicted model, not a curated record
GAGCUUCUGCGCUUGGCUGUUAGGCGGCGCCAUCUUUAGCUCCGGGACGCAGCCUCCGCUGGUGAGAAUCGGAGUCGGUGGCGUAGACUCUGGCAGCGUCGGGCGACUUGGGACCUGGCUCGGCGCUUCGGAGACCUGGACGCGGUGGCUCGGCGAGCUGCGGACCAGAGCAUCCUGAUGGAGCGGCUCGAGACAUUUUAGUGCACAUCCUACGCAUAGAAUUCCUGCAGAAAAUGCUGUGUACAGACGGGGAGCGGUGGCUCACACCUGUAAUCCUAGCACUCUGGGAGGCCAAGCAGGUUGAGGGAGCUGCAGUUCCAGAGAGCUGCAGUUCCAGAAGGAACCUGUGGUCAGUGGACUGUCCUCUAUGAUGCCAAUGAGUGAUCUAAAGAAACUUUUCAGCAAAAAUGGAAAGAGGUAAUUUCAAUUUCAUCAGGAUUACCACCUUCAUCUUCAAUUGCCUAAAGAGAAGGCACAAGUAAAGUUGACCAAAGUCAGCACACAGCCUGACUUUCACAGAACCUUCAGAGUUUCAGAAGUCUCAAAGUUUCCCAGGUUGGGAAAUCUGAAUUUAGAACUGGGCCCGGGAGUUACACACCUAAUCUGUUCUAGCAGCAAAGAAAAUCUCCCCUCCUCCUGGAAGCCAGUGAAGGAACUGGACUUCUGUCCUGGGAUAAAGGAAAAGCACAACCACAAAGACCUUCACCCUCUUACUGCGGACAUUCAAUUCUGAAACAUCACCAGAAGUAUAGAAAAAAUGAUACGUCACAGAGGAAAAGUGUUCCAUUUCCAACAUUUGCUUUUUUGCCCUUCCUGGAAAUAUAAACCAAGCAAUGGACACCAUCUACAUAUGUGGCAGACAUGGGAGAUAAACCGAAGGCAGUUAAAGAAGAAGGUCAAGAUCCUGAUGAAAUUGGCAUCGAGUUAGAAGCCACAAGCAAAAAGACAUCAAAGAGAUGUGCUAAAGGACAGAAGAUGGAGGAGGAAGGCACAGAAGAUAACGGCCUGGAAGAAGACCCCAGAGAUGGGCAGGAGGACGUGGAAGCGAGCCUGGAGAACUUGCAGAGUAUCGAUAUGAUGGACAUUAGCGUGCUAGAUGAGACUGAAGGCGAGAAUAGCAGUUCUCCAGAUUUUGGGGAGGAUGGUGCUGACAGCAUUCUCGAUUCCCUGUGUGACAGUAAAGAAUACGUGGCGGCGCAACUGAGACAGCUUCCGGCUCCACUCCCAGAGCAUGCUGUGGAUGGGGAAGGAUUCGAGAACACUCUGGAAACUUCAUCAUUGGACUUCAAAGUAACUCCAGAUAUUGAAGACCCUCUGUUGGAGCCAGAAAAUGAGAAAAUACUCGACAUUUUGGGGGAAACUUGUAAAUCUGAGCCAGUAAAAGAAGAAGGUUCCGAGCUGGAGCAGCCAUUUGCACAGGAUACAAGUAGCGUGGGGCCAGACAGAGAGCUCGCGGAGGAAGAGGACCUUUUUGACAGCGCCCAUCCGGAGGAGGGUGAUUUAGAUUUGGCCAGCGAGUCAACACACGCUCAGUCGUGCAAGGCAGACAGCCUGUUAGCGGUAGUGAAAAGGGAGCCCGUGGAGCAGCCAGGCGAUGGCGAGAGGAUGGACUGUGAGCCUGUAGGGCUAGAGCCGGCAGUUGGGCAGAGUAGCGCAGCCUCCGAGCACGCGGAGGCCUGUAGCGAAGAGGUCGCGGAAGCGCCCGCAGAAGCCCCAAGUCCAGAAGGCAGAGAUAGCAAAGAAGACGAGAAGAAGUUUGAUUUUGAAGCUUGUAAUGAAGUCCCUCCAGCUACUAAAGAGUCCUCAACCAGUGAGGGCGCUGAUCAGAAAAUGAGCUCUUUUAAGGAAGAAAAAGAUAUAAAGCCAGUCAUUAAAGAUGAAAAAGGUCGAGGCAGCAGCAGUUCUGGUAGGAACCUGUGGGUCAGUGGACUGUCCUCCACAACUCGGGCAACUGAUCUCAAGAACCUUUUCAGCAAAUAUGGAAAGGUUGUUGGGGCCAAGGUGGUAACCAACGCCCGCAGUCCUGGGGCUCGGUGCUACGGAUUUGUCACCAUGUCCACAUCUGACGAGGCUACCAAGUGCAUCAGCCAUCUGCACAGAACGGAGCUGCAUGGAAGAAUGAUCUCCGUAGAGAAGGCCAAAAAUGAGCCUGCUGGGAAAAAGCUAUCCGACAGAAAAGAGUGCGAAGUAAAAAAGGAAAAAUUAUCCAGCGUUGACAGACAUCAUUCUGUGGAGAUCAAAAUUGAAAAAACUGUAAUUAAGAAGGAAGAAAAGAUUGAGAAGGAGGAAGAAAAACGACUGGAAGACAUUAAAAAGGAAGAAAAAGACCAAGAUGAGCUGAAACCAGGACCUACAAAUCGGUCUAGAGUCACCAAAUCAGGAAGCAGAGGAAUGGAACGGACAGUGGUGAUGGAUAAAUCGAAAGGAGAGCCUGUCAUUAGUGUGAAAACCACAAGCAGGUCAAAAGAGAGAAGCUCCAAGAGUCAGGACCGAAAGUCGGAAAGCAAAGAGAAGAGAGACAUCUUGUCAUUUGAUAAAAUCAAAGAACAGCGGGAGCGGGAGCGCCAGAGGCAGCGCGAGCGGGAGAUCCGAGAGACCGAGCGCCGGCGGGAGCGGGAGCAGCGGGAGCGGGAGCAGCGCCUCGAGGCCUUCCACGAGCGAAAGGAGAAGGCGCGCCUGCAGCGCGAGCGCAUGCAGCUGGAGUGCCAGCGGCAGCGGCUGGAGCGCGAGCGCAUGGAGCGGGAGCGGCUGGAGCGCGAGCGCAUGCGCGUGGAGCGCGAGCGCAGGAAGGAGCAGGAGCGCAUCCACCGCGAGCGUGAGGAGCUGCGGCGGCAGCAGGAGCAGCUGCGCUACGAGCAGGAGCGGAGGCCCGUGGUGCGGCGGCCCUACGACCUGGACCGGCGAGAUGAUGCCUAUUGGCCGGAAAGAAAACGCAUGGUGAUGGAGGACAGAUACCGCGCCGACUUCUCCCGGCCGGAUCACCGCUUCCACGACUUCCACCAUCGUGAUCGGGGCCAGUACCAGGACCAUGCCAUCGACAGGAGGGAAGGUUCAAGGCCAAUGGUGGACGAGAGAGACGGGCAGCACUACUCAGAUGACCGCCAUGGCCACGGAGGACCCCCAGAGCGACAUGGCCGGGACUCCCGUGAUGGCUGGGGGGGCUAUGGCUCCGACAAGAGGCUGAGCGACGGCCGGGGGCUGCCUCCUCCACCCAGGGGUGGCCGGGACUGGGGAGAGCACAGCCAGAGGCUGGAAGAGCAUCCAGCACGCGCCUGGCAGGGCACCAUGGACGCAGGCAUGGCAGGCCGGGAGCACACAAGGUGGCAAGGUGGUGAGAGAGGGCUGUCGGGGCCCUCGGGACCAGGGCACGUGGCCGGCCGGGGCGACGUGGCGGGGCGAGGCGGCUUUGCACAAGGUGGACAUUCCCAAGGCGAUGUGGUGCCGGGUGGCGGACUGGAAGAUGGCGGAGUGGCCAGCCAGGACCGGGACAGCAGAGUCCCGCACCCCCACCCCCAUCCCCACCCCCACCCGUACCCCCACUUCACCCGCCGCUACUAGGCCCGCUCCCUGCGAGUUUUCAGGUAGGCAGACGCACUGUCGAAUCUCUUAGCCAGAGUUCUCUUGAACUUGUGGAAUCUUUUAAAACACAAGCAAAUUCUGCCACCGUGUUGUAGCGCGACACAAUGUGAACUCACUUUUUUUUUUAAAUAAAUGGUGUUCUUGUUCUGCCAUUUUUAAGACAAGGUUUCUGUUAACGAGGCAUUCCAUUUUCCAUUAAUAAAGUUUACGAUUCGCAUC